Molecule: messenger RNA, 2864 nt
Organism: Andrographis paniculata
Lineage: Eukaryota; Viridiplantae; Streptophyta; Magnoliopsida; Lamiales; Acanthaceae
Product: probable galactinol--sucrose galactosyltransferase 2
Exons: 13
Coding region: 247-2520 (757 amino acids)
Molecular function (GO): raffinose alpha-galactosidase activity
Source: RefSeq, a predicted model, not a curated record
AUCAAACUCGCACCGAAUUGUUCGGCACCUGCGUUAGGCGCGUGCAUUUCACUUUCUCACUCUUUCACCUCUCGCGUGAAGUCUGCAUUCCGUGCUGGAAUGCGCUUCUGCUGAGCAGUGAAUUUGUUGGAUUUUUAAUUGUCUUCUCUCAAGUCCUGAUCUAGGAGAUUUUGAUCUUCUGGAAGCUGCUUCCGACGCGUUUAAGCAAAUUGAGAAGAUUCUUAAGCAGCUGUUCAAAGAGCAAGGAUGACGGUUACACCAAAUAUCUCAGUCAACGACGGAAACCUUGUUGUCUGUGGGAAAACCAUACUCACUGGGGUUCCAGACAACAUUGUACUUACUCCAGGAUCAGGUGUCGGCCUUGUUGCAGGUGCAUUCAUCGGUGCCACCGCUUCUAACACCAAGAGCCUCCAUGUCUUCCCAGUCGGCGUUUUAGAGGACGUCCGGUUCAUGUGCUUAUUUCGAUUCAAACUCUGGUGGAUGACUCAGAGAAUGGGAACUUGUGGGAAGGAUAUCCCAUUGGAGACUCAAUUCAUGCUAGUCGAGAGCAAAGACACAACUGAAGGAGAUCAUGAAGAUGCCCCUACCAUCUACACCGUUUUCCUGCCCGUACUCGAGGGGCAGUUCCGUGCAGUUCUUCAGGGCAACGAUAAGAAUGAAAUGGAGAUCUGCCUCGAAAGUGGAGACAAUGCUGUCGAAACUGACCAAGGACUUCACAUUGUUUAUAUGCACGCGGGAACAAAUCCAUUCGAAGUCAUCAAUCAGGCCGUGAAAGCUCUCGAGAAACACAUGAAAACUUUUCAUCACCGAGAAAAGAAAAAGUUGCCCGCAUUCCUUGACUGGUUUGGCUGGUGCACAUGGGAUGCUUUCUACACUGAUGUCACUGCUGAGGGUGUCGAGGAAGGUUUGAAGAGUUUGUCCGAGGGUGGCGCUCCCCCGCGCUUUUUGAUCAUCGAUGAUGGUUGGCAACAGAUUGGAAAUGAGGUCAAGGAAGAUCCGAAUUGUGUGGUGCAAGAAGGAGCUCAAUUUGCGAACAGAUUAACGGGAAUCAAAGAAAACGCGAAGUUCCAAAAGAAUGGAAAACCCGAGGAACAGGACUCUGGUCUUAUACAUGUUGUGCAAGAUGCCAAGCAUCGCCACAAUGUCAAGUAUGUUUACGUGUGGCACGCCCUCGCUGGCUACUGGGGCGGCGUACAACCUGCAGGCCCCGGCAUGGAACACUACGACACCGCGUUAGCAUACCCCGUACAGUCUCCCGGUGUGCUCGGAAACCAACCAGACAUUGUCAUGGACAGCCUCGCUGUCCAUGGCUUGGGCUUGGUACCCCCUAGGAAGGUUUUCAACUUCUUCAAUGAACUCCACGCCUAUUUAGCCUCCUGCGGAGUAGACGGCGUCAAAGUCGACGUGCAGAACAUCAUCGAGACUCUCGGCGCCGGCCACGGCGGCAGAGUCUCCCUCACCCGCAGCUAUCACCAGGCCCUAGAAGCUUCCAUCUCCCGGAACUUCUCCGAUAAUGGCUGCAUUUCGUGCAUGUGCCAUAACACUGACGGACUCUACAGCGCGCGGCAGACAGCUGUUGUUAGAGCUUCCGAUGAUUAUUACCCUCGCGACCCGGCGUCGCACACCAUCCACAUUUCUUCAGUGGCUUACAACACCAUUUUUCUUGGGGAGUUCAUGCAGCCUGAUUGGGAUAUGUUUCAUAGCCUCCACCCUACUGCCGAUUAUCACGCUGCAGCUCGAGCUGUCGGAGGAUGCGCGAUAUAUGUCAGUGACAAACCAGGAAACCACAAUUUCGAGCUCCUGAAGAAGCUGGUUCUUCCCGACGGAUCGGUUCUCCGAGCUCAGCUCCCCGGCCGACCUACACUGGAUUGUCUCUUUGUCGAUCCAGCCCGAGACGGAACAAGCUUGCUUAAGAUUUGGAAUGUCAACAAGUGUUCUGGUUUAAUUGGAGUCUUCAACUGCCAAGGCGCUGGCUGGUGUCGAGUCGAGAAGAAAACACGCAUCCACGACGCCUCGCCCGGCACUCUCACCGGCUCUGUUCAAGCAAAAGACGUCGACGCUUUAGCACAAGUAGCUGGAUCGAACUGGGACGGCGACACUGUCAUAUACUCCCACAGAACCGGGGAAGUUAUCCGUCUGCCUAACGGCGCCUCCUUGCCGGUUACCCUUAAGGUUCUCGAAUACGAACUCUUCCACGUUUGUCCUCUCAAGAAAAUCACACCAAACAUCGCCUUCGCGCCCAUCGGCUUACUCGACAUGUUCAACGCCAGCGGCGCCGUCGAGGAAUACAGCGUAGCAUCCGAGGCUUUAGGUGAAAACCGAUCUCCCGCAGCCAGAAUCACAAUGCGAGUCAGGGGAUGCGGACGCUUCGGUUUCUACUCUUCGCAACGGCCUCUGAAAUGUAGCGUCGGAAAUUCCGAGACGCCGUUCGAAUACGACAGUAUGACGGGGUUGGUAACUCUCAGCAUCCCCUUACCUGAAGAGGAUAUGUACAGAUGGGCGAUCGAAAUCGAGGUUUAAGUAUGCUCUAAAUUAAGAUCCAUAUAAUUUCCUACUUGCUGCUUCAAUAUUAUCUAUCUCCAUUUAAGAAUCUGUGCUUUUUGUUUUUAAGUUUGUGGAAGGAAAUGCAUGGAAGUAGAAAUAAAAGGGUUUAUGCUCUGGAGUUUUAUUAAAUUUUCUGAAUAAGUAAAAAAAAAAAAAAAAAAAAAUUAAAAAUGGUAAUGUAAUAAUGUUGUAAGGUGUGGUCUCUCCUAUGGAGAAAUCAAUAAUAACCUGUGGUUUAGUGUGUUGUUGUUCUGUAAUUUGAAGUCUUCGGUGUAAUUUGAGAAUGAACUGUGUUAUGUAGUGAAGUGCUGUUGCAAACU